This is a messenger RNA of Microcebus murinus (gray mouse lemur), 1652 nucleotides long. It is a transcript of the gene SIGMAR1, whose product is annotated as sigma non-opioid intracellular receptor 1. NCBI's taxonomy places the organism in Eukaryota, Metazoa, Chordata, Mammalia, Primates, Cheirogaleidae. Gene Ontology annotation, cellular component: endoplasmic reticulum. The record is from RefSeq and is a predicted model, not a curated record.
AGCCAUACCACGGCAGUGGCGGGGGAGCGAGUCGUGGGCAGCUGCCGGCGGGCUCAGCGGCGGUGAGUGCAAAGCCUCAGGCCUGGGCUCCCCGUUGAGCUGCGCUGUGCCAGGCCGCCCGCCGGGAUGCAGUGGGCCGUGGGCCGGCGGUGGGCGUGGGCUGCGCUGCUUCUGGCUGCCGCAGCUGUGCUAGCCCAGGUCGUUUGGCUCUGGCUGGGUACGCAGAGCUUCGUCUUCCAGCAGGAAGAGAUCGCGCAGCUGGCGCGGCAGUACGCUGGGCUGGACCACGAGCUGGCCUUCUCUCGGCUGAUUGUGGAGCUGCGGCGGCUGCACCCAGGCCACGUGCUGCCAGACGAGGAGCUGCAGUGGGUGUUCGUUAACGCGGGCGGCUGGAUGGGCGCCAUGUGCCUCCUGCACGCCUCGCUGUCCGAGUAUGUGCUGCUCUUCGGCACCGCCCUGGGCUCCCGCGGCCACUCGGGGCGCUACUGGGCUGAGAUAUCGGACACCAUCAUCUCUGGCACUUUCCACCAGUGGAGAGAGGGCACCACCAAAAGUGAGGUCUUCUACCCAGGGGAGACGGUAGUGCAUGGGCCUGGAGAGGCAACUGCUGUGGAAUGGGGGCCAAACACAUGGAUGGUGGAGUAUGGUCGGGGUGUCAUCCCAUCUACCCUGGCCUUCGCACUGGCUGACACUGUCUUCAGCACCCAGGACUUCCUCACCCUCUUCUACACUCUUCGCUCCUAUGCCCGGGGCCUCCGACUUGAGCUUACCACCUACCUCUUCGGCCAGGACCCCUGACCAGCCAGGCCUGAAGGAAGAGCUGCGGAUGAACAGGAGUGGGCAGGCCCACACAUGUCCACCUGCGGGAGCCCAUGUUUACAGACAGGGACAUACUCACACCAUGCAGAUGUCGAGUUCCUGUGUACAAGCAGGGACAUCCAUGCUUAUACAUCCAAACACAGAGACACAGAUGGGACACAUAUAGAUACAGAGAUCUGUGUGUACAGCAGGAUCACACACUCACACCCAUCCAGAGAGGGAGCCUCACAUAUACAAGAGAGCCAUUCAUGUUCAAACACAUACACCACAAGCUUGACUCACUAACUCAGGCCUUUCCAGAGCUUCCCACCCACUCCCCCUAGACAGGGCUCUGGAGUUAAGGAUGGGGGUGGGUAUUACACUGCCUCAGUCUGACUCCUCAACCCAGCAGCAAUUUGGGGGCAAUGGAGAGGAGCUGCCCUUUGGAGGCCCCCAUAACCUGCAGCUGUGAUGCCCUUCCCCUUCUCCCCUGACCUCACCAUAUGCCUUAUCCCCAUUCUACUCCCCUGCUAUGCAAGUGCCCCUGUGGCUUGUCCCCCACCUCCUCAGCAACCAAGUCACCUGGAGAAUCAGAGUAAUGUGGAGAAUGCUGAAGUCAGAGUCUUCCAUUCCUAAAAGACCCCUGUUCCCCCUCAGGGGUGUGAUGGGGAAGCUGGCAUUAGCCCAAGGCCCACCACUGAGGAGAUGUGGGCCUAAUUCCAAGGGGCCACGCUUGGCCUAGAGAAGGCCUUUUCUGUGCAAACACACACCCCCAUCAUGAUUUCAGACAGCCCUUGCUACAUUCUCUGUCCGUCUGUCUGUUUCUGUUAAUAAAGACCUGUUGAUCAGUUCCA